CCCUGAUGAUCCUAUUACUUUACAAGUGAAUGUUUAUGAUAUUAAAGAUCUAAAUACCUCAAUAACAUCUUUUCAAGUCGGAAAAGCUUAUUUUAAUCGUGAUAACAAUCAUGAAAUAAAUUGGUCACUUGCUAUUUCCAAUCCUAUUUAG
Messenger RNA from Racocetra persica, 151 nucleotides. The record is from the annotation of a GenBank genome assembly. Lineage: Eukaryota; Fungi; Glomeromycota; Glomeromycetes; Diversisporales; Gigasporaceae.